ACACACUCUGGUCUCCCGCUGCCCCACACAACAAAAGCGCUGCGUGUACUCGCAUGUCAUUGCAGCUAAUUGGAGUUUUUUAAUCCCAUCAUCCCUUCAAAACAAGACCAGUUGUUGCCCCAGUACUCCUCUACUUCAUCCCCCAUCAGAAUGCAGCGGCACAUGGGCAAAGUUUAACAAAAACAAGAAACCUUUCAGUUUAGACAGGCAGUGAAAAGACAGGUGAGAUUUUUGCCACCCACUACAAGUGAAACCACCGUCUCAAUACCGAUUCAGCCGAUGGGCAGAACACACAGUGCAUACUGCCCAGACUUCUUGCCUAAUCUAUAUUGAUCCGCAUAGUGGCCAAACUAAAUAUUAUACCGCUGUGCCACAUUUGUCGUCGUUGUGAACAGCCGGAACAACACGGACCAACUGGAGACUAUUCUUGAAAUUGAUUUUUGCAGUCUGGUGAAAGGCAUUGCUGGUAGACCUAUGAGGAUGGUAAUAUACUGGAUGAAUACAUUCGUUUGGAUGAAUACAUUCGUUUGGAUGAAAUGUGACAGAGAGUAAAAACAUUGAUACAAUUUGUUAGUGGCAACUACAUGUGUAUAUGUACAUGUAUUAAGAAAGGACAUACUAAAUACGUGUGAACAUAUAGCAUUCCAACAACAAUCAAAAUGGGAUGACGACAACGAGUUCUGGUGAUGCAGGACGUUCCACUCCACAAGAAACCUUCACCGCAUCAAAUUGACAAAAAUCCACCAUCCGGUCGGGAGCUAUGCUGACCCUAAAGAAUCAUGUGACCAAUAACGGGCCAAUGGGGAGCCCCAAGCAGCCCCGGCAGCCAAUCAAAUCCUGGACGUCGAAGACCGUGAAGACCGGGGAGAGGUCGCGACAGAACGGAUUGAUAAACUCGCCACGGGGAUUGUACAACAGAGGCAAGGUGCCCAUCACAGGCAAGCAAGGAGUUGGAGGAGAAUGGGCAUUAAAAGAAUGCGAGGAGCACACGACGUGGUUGAAUGGCAUCCUCAAGAAGCACAGGUCUAGGCCAAUCAGCGAUCUGCGGAAGAGCAUCUCGGAUGGCCUGACGCUGGUCAACAUCUUGGAGAUUUUAUUUCAUGGCAAGAUUCAGGGUGUACAGACGAGGCCCAUUAUCCGUGCACAGCGGCUUGAGAACAUCAAUCUGUGCCUGAGGUUCCUGGAGAACAGAGGUGUGGAGAUCCAACACAUCAGCGCAGAUGAACUGACUGACAGCAAUCUGAGAGCAACUCUAUCCCUUGUCACCUGCUUAAGGAAACGAUUUGAGGCAUUCCACACCAGUAACAGCGCCCACGGUGAUGGGUCCAGUCUCUCCAUAGACAAGUCCGUCCGACCGCCGACAGAAGACAGUAUUCAGCCUCCGUUGGGCCGAGAGGCGAGCAUACAUAGCUUCCAUAGCCUACACAGCAUUCACAGUCAGCAUUCAGAUGGCAUUCCUUCGAGACCAAAGAGUUCUGACAUUCCAGCCACCAUUCCAUCAGAUGAUGAGGGGCCUGGUUUACCCAUCAGUCCCACGGCCCCAGUCAAUGGGGAUGCAGAGCUGGUCCUACCAGGGACCAUGGCAGAUGCCGACCCCGAUGAACCCAGGCCUGAAUCAGCAGACAAGACCGAGAACAUUGUCAUCCCGUCAGUCACCCAGCUGGACUCCCAGGGCGUGUCCCAGCACGGCGCCAGCUCAAGGAAGCAUCAGUUUGCCAGCAGCCAUAAGAGAGCCUUCCGUCCACCGCUGACGAAACGCAACUCAUCAGGGACUGGCAGUCCUGUGAUGUCUCGCUCUCCCAUCCGGGACGCCCUGACACAGUCAGUAGAGGAGAAGCUCAAGAGUCUGCUAGACAGCCCAAACCCAGGCGGAGGGGCCCGCAGGAAUAUGCCUAUUGAUGAUGGUGAACUGCUGGAGCCCCCGCCUCCAAGACGCCGCAGUUACCGUGGUGACGACGACGACGAUGAAGGAAACGAGGGGAGUGUGACAAUCGAAGAGAACAAGCUUCAAGCCAUGCUAGAAGACCCUGACAACUUUGAGGAUUACCACAAGGACUGGGACAGAUAUGUCUCAGAUUAUAUUCCGUCCCAUUCAGCUGAGAAGACAGAAGGUCCCCGAGCCCAGCGACUCUUGGAUCGCCAGUCCUCCCAGCCCAGCCCACCCCCGACGUCACAGCACAGGAGCCUGCCAUUCUUCCACGCCCCUCCCUCCCAGCACAUGGGGCCGGUGCAGAGCUCUCCACCCAUGGCCAACCACUCUCCAUACCUGAAUGGUAGGUCCCAUUCCAUGUCCAGUAAUGAUCCACACAGCCAAAGCAGUAUGUACAAUGACAAUGGAAGGAGGAAUCAUCAUUAUAACGGGAUGCAGCAGUACUAUCCAGGGGAGGAAUCACCAAACCAACAACGGAAGCUGCCCAGCUACACGGAUCACAUCCAGAGACAUCCUCCCAAGCAGCGCGCGCCAAACUCAAACAACCCCAGGAACAUCUACAUCCCAGAGGGGCCCAGAUCCCAGAGCAGUCCCAUGCGACAGCCUCAAGGCUACCCCCAGGAUUGGCAACAGCCAAGGAGGCGUGAGGAACAGUAUGAGCCCAGGCUGAACUACGGACCGUCUCGGCGGGACUACGACCAUCGAGCGACUGAUGAAGACCAUCAAAGAGUCAGGCAGUACUUGAAUAACAUGCACGGCAGUGCUCCGUCCAACCCCAGAGGGAUACCAAUGGAAGAGCUUUCUAGAAGACAUGACUACCGGUAUCCACAAGGCAACAGAAAGCCAGAGCCGAACACUCCUUACAUAUACCUGGACCGUGUGCCCCCCGAUUCCAGAACUCAGCAGACCUAUCUUAGGAAUGGAGGAGGUCUGGAAGGCUCUAGAGACUUUACAUUCAGCCCCAGCGACUCGUCUUCCCGAUCGAGCACCCCACCAUUACCUCCACUCUCCCCGGACAACUCGGACAUGGAUUCCAUGCCAAAUUCGCCCUAUCUGGGGAAGAAAAUGCAGCGGUCCAUCAGUGUGGGUGUCCUGCCCGCAGGAGUGCACAUGCCGUCGCACAGACUCAACGAAUCCGUCAUGGGUAUGAAGAAACGGAAGAACAGUUCCAACCGGAGUGGCGGCCCAGCUCACAAGACGUUUGAACCCAAGUCAUCGUCAAGGAGGAGUGCGGGUAAAGGGCGUAGGAAGAUGAGCAAAGGAGUGAAAUCAAGCAGCAGCAGCAACAUCAUGAUCAAUUCAACGUCGUCCAACAAACGGAAAUCCCCAAAUAUUAGAGCCUUGCCAGUUGCCCCUCUUCACAAAGUCCAAGAGCACACCGAGCACACGGACAGCGAUCUCAGCUCCCACCAUUCAGAUCGCCGUAGCGACUCCGACGAUGACAACGAUGAAGACAACGACUCGGGCUCGGUGUCCCACCUGUCCUCUCUCAAGCCCACCAUCAAGGUCUUGGAUGCUCACCAUCAGCAGCAGUCGGCGACGGAGUCCGUGGAGCCCCCCGAUGCAGACAACAUCCGGCAGCAGCUGGUGGCCCUGGAGAAGAUGUACAAAGAGAUCCUGGAGGUGAUUGGGAAUGACCGUAGAGAGCGGCUGCUAGAGAACCCAGGCGAAAGGCUGUCUGUCAGCUCCAUGAGCACCACAUCUGCCAAGACCCUGAACAAAUCCAAAGUCCCCUCUUCACACAAGCCCAGCAAGCGACGGGAGAAGGACAUCAGGCUGGUCAACAAGCGUUUUGCCCGUGUGGAGUCCCACGUCGUCACCUUAGCCCGCAGCGUGGCCCACCUCUCCUCGGAGCUCAGGUCCCAGAGCGCAAUGUUUCACGAGAUUGAAUCACUGCGCCAUGAGAUCAACCAGAUUCGAGACAUGCAGGUACUGAAUGCCAGCGAGGUGCUGAACGGAGGCAUGAAGUUCAGACCCAUCGUGCCGCUGUGUUCCAGCCCACAGAAGAUCAAAAAGUUGACCAAAUUCUUUGGUGAGGAACCACCCCUGUUAACUAUGUUCCUAAAAGAACUGGGAUAUGAGAAAUAUGUGUCAUUGUUUGAGAGGGAAGGCAUCGGUAUGGUGGAGCUACCCUACCUGAGCGAGGAGAGACUGGAGAGUAUUGGGGUGCCGACUGGGCCCCGGUUACGCAUCCUACAAGAGGCACAGUUGAUGGUUUGAAGUACGAAGUGUGACUGUAGAUUAAACAAGGUGACACAGGGAAUUGUCCCUGUAUUGAAAAGAGAUGACAUGAGGCAUCCUCUUAAACUUCCAAAAGAGCCUCAAGAAAUUUGGUUGAGAGCAUUGGUGUGCCGAUUGGGCCUCGGUUACGCAUCCUACAAGAGGCACAGUUGAUGGUUUGAAGUACCUAGUGUGACUGUAGAACAAAACAAGAUGGCACAGGGAAUCGUCCCUGUAUUGAAAAGAGAUGACAUGAGCCUCAAGAAAAUUUGAUUGAGCCACUCCGAGCAAGAUGCGUGAGAGCAUGGGGGCUACGCAUCCUGUGACAGGUUUGAAGUAAUCAGUUCGAUGAUACAAUAAAAGAGAUGGCAAAUGGUGUCUCAUACCUUUGACUUCCCACCUUUGACUUCCCACCUAUGUCUAUGACUUCAACAUAAAUCUCUGUAUCUUAGCUAAAGACCUUUUGAACAUGCAUUUAAAAUUUGUUGUGUCAUGACUUUAUUUAUUAGCAUUUAGUUUGUGAUCUCAUUAUUUGGACCUUUUUUGUUCGAACAACUUCCAGUUUAUUAUAUGGCACAAAAUCACUUCCCAAUAUUUCUGUAUAUUUUGUUGUAAAUAUUUUGUACAAACUUGUUUGAGUUUUUAACUUGCCAUUUUCACUAUGUAUCAUGUUUUUUUUAUGAUAACAUGUACUGAAUGUUUUUAAAUCUAUUCUCAGUAUUCUCGAGGUCAAGGUUCAAAUCCCACUUGAAUCAAUUCUCUUUUUGAACUUAAACGUUGGUGGAAAGUGACACUUGUCUGCUUCCCUUUUUUAUUUAUUUGAUUUUGUUUUUAGCCUGUAAAAUACUCCUUUUAGUCAUGAGUAUCCUUAUAUCAUUAUGAUCAUUUUGUCAUUAAAACUUAAUUUCCAAUCAAAGGAAUUCUGAUAUAGUCGCAAAUUCAUAUCUUGCAGUUUAUGAUUAAAUUGUUCAUGUUGUAUAUUCGAGAAUCUAUAAAAACUGGGGCAAAAAACGGAAUACUGUUUGUAUUAAUGGUGAAUUGUUUGGGGGUUUUUUCUUAAAUUUAAAUUUGAAUUUGAUUUUUGCUAGUCUCCGAGUACCUGACCGACUCACUCACCGACUGUCACUUGUGGAUUCCCAUGUACAGGGCAAGUCAAAAUGAUCUGGACCCAAAUAAAAGAAAAUAUUUUUAAAAUAUGUUGCAAUUAUCAGAACAAAUGCAAAUGAGAUAUGUUAUAGGCUGGUGUUUUGGACACAUUUUGGGGAAAGUUUCAUGUAUAUCCAUUGUACCAUUUUGAAGAAAAGCGCUAGUAAAGAACACAUGCUAAAAAAAAAAACCACUCUAACCACUGUUCCAUGGUUCAACAAGUUUAUUGAAAUCACGUACCGAUGUGACUGUAUUGUUUGAAAUGCAGUCACAUCAGUACGCGAUUUCAACUGAGAUGCUAGAAAUUAUCAAUUUAAUUUGAAAAUUUAUUUUUCGGGGUGCCACACCCAAAACACGUAUAUACCAACUUUUAAGAUUUUUAAACCCUACCCCCCUCCCUUCUUAUUCCAAAUUCCUGUAUUCAAGUAAGGCUUUUUAUAGAAUUACGCUAUAUUUUGAAUCAUGUCUUUCCUAAGAGCGACUGAGCAAACUAUGUAAUGAGUUUAUACUGGUUUGAACCAAUAAGAAUUUUGUAAACAAGACUAGUUUUUAUUCAUAUUCAUAAAACUCAUAUUUUUGUAUCCACUUUUGAAUAAUAAAAUGGCACCAAGUACGUUGUACUGAAACAAAAAUU
Messenger RNA from Patiria miniata (bat star), 5930 nucleotides. RefSeq lists its product as uncharacterized. The coding region runs from base 761 to 4150 and encodes 1129 amino acids. The record is from RefSeq and is a predicted model, not a curated record. Gene Ontology annotation, molecular function: protein binding. Gene Ontology annotation, biological process: nervous system development; neurogenesis. Lineage: Eukaryota; Metazoa; Echinodermata; Asteroidea; Valvatida; Asterinidae. The transcript has 18 exons.